CCGCUCCAUUUCACAUUCAUCGAGGUUUCUUUUUGCUUUAAAAGUUUUCUAUAAUACCUACGACCUCGUGCGUCUUCUCUCUGUAUCUAUUCUCACUUUCUCUCUUUUUUUAUCUUAAUCAGUACCUUUCACCUUGGCCAUCUUUCAUUCACAUUGACAUUCAGACACUUGUAAUAAAUCACUCGACUCAUUACAUCAACGCACUCGCAAUAAAAUUCGACCCAUGGUACUAAACGAAAACGUCAGAAGUGGACAUAGGAGGACAGAUAUAGAUGAGCCACGGCAAAGCAGAGAUAGACAGGAGAGGCAGGAGAGACAGGAGAGACAGGAUGGACGUAGACCCGGCCUUCAUGGCCGAGCGCGCAUCUGGGGGCCUACCAGGUCAAUCCGUAUGAUUCUUCUGUCCACAGCCCUGAUGGGUCUCCAAUUUACUUGGUCUGUGGAAAUGGCUUAUGGAACCCCUUUUCUUCUUCAACUUGGUCUUUCAAAGUCGCUCAUGUCGCUUGUAUGGAUAGCGGGUCCUCUAUCAGGGCUUAUUAUGCAACCCAUAGUUGGUGUGCUCUCAGAUAGAUGCACUUCUAAGCUGGGGCGACGACGACCUUUUCUCAUCAUCGGAGUCAUAGCGGUUGUUGUCUCCUUUCUAUGUCUCGGAUGGUGCAGAGAGAUCAUUAGGGGAGUCUUUGGUUCAGAUUAUUCUAACUUAGAGAAUGCCACUAUCUUAAUGGCAGUAGGAUCUAUUUACAUUCUGGACUUUGCGAUCAAUUGUGUUCAAGCAAGCUGCAGGACGUUGAUCGUGGACAGCUUACCAGCUUCGCAGCAAGAGGCAGCGGCGUCAUGGGCGAGUCGACUUAUGGGUAUUGGCGGUAUUUUAGGAUAUUUCAUGGGCAAUGUCAAUCUACCUCAAAGAAUUCCAGCCUUUGGAGAUACACAAAUCAAAGGCUUAUGUGUUAUUGCUUGCUUAUUCUUGAUCUUCGCUGUUGGAUUGACAUGUGUAACUGUGACUGAACGAGUCAUGGUCCGAGCUGAAUCCAAAUCCUCAAACUCUUCGUUUGAAGAGUUUUUACUAGGAUUUAAAACAAUAUUCAAGGCCAUUCGAUAUCUUCCUACAAGGAUCCAACAUCUUUGCAAUGUCCAGUUCUUUGCGUGGAUGGGUUGGUUCCCAUUUCUCUUUUAUUCAUCCACCUAUAUUGCCGAGAUUUAUACUCGCGAGAUGAUGGAGAAUGGGGCGCCCAUAGAUCCCAAUCCACCUUCGAAUGCGGAUCAAGAUGUUGUCAAUGGCGUUCAGGAUGCAGCUAUUAGAGCAGGAUCCUAUUGCUUGCUCAUCUAUUCCAUCAUUUCACUGGCGGCUUCUAUUUUGCUCCCAGUUUUUGUCGCACCUGCAGAACAAGUUGGCUCUGAAUUAAGCAAUGGGCCGUUUCCAAACACGAGAUCAGAGAAUGGACAUCUGAGCACAAAACGGACUUCAAAGUGGAAUAGGAUAAAGCUCCCCCAAUGGCUACAACUUCCUAUUCGGGGACUCACUCUGCCUAGAAUGUACACGUUGUCAUUAGUGCUAGUCUCGUUCUCGUUAAUAAGCACGUGGUAUAUUCAUGACCUGAGAGGAUCGACCAUUUUGUUUGCUGGCUGUGGUAUUUCAUGGGCUGUGACGAUGUGGGCUCCAUUCUCUAUUUUGGGCGAAGUCAUUUCCCAACAAAUGCAAGAGGAACAACAUCAAAACCGUGUUCAUGAAUCGAACCAGUCACAAUCUCGUGAGUCAACAGAGGUUCUUUUUCAAAAGCAAAACGAUGACGACGAUGACAGUGGAGGUGAAGAAAUCCAAAUGGUUGAUAGUAGCCGCGGAAGGCAAUAUCAACCUUUGAGAGGAGGAAGAGAAAGUCUGGAUGAGGUGAUAACAGUGGUUGAAUCUAACUUUCAAGGUGGACGUCAUUCCAGCACGUCCUCGCCCACGAUUGUGGAUGGACUAUCCAGUAUUGUGGCAGCACCUGCUGGUUGGACAGUCCCACCAGACCAAGGUGUGGCCAUGGCACUUAUCGAUCCUACAGAUUCUGACACAGAUGUGGCUGGAGAUGAUCAUGAUGGUCAUUUAAACGUCAGGAAACAUAGGGAAGAUGAAGGAAGAACGUUGGUCCGGAAACAGAGCAGUCGAUCUCAAUCAUCAACAGGAUCGUCUUCCUCUCGUGAGGGACUUCAAGAGCGGCGUGGGUCAAAUGGAUACACGCGCUCUAUUGAUAAUAACAGUGACAAUAGUAAUAAUAACGCAAACCAUCCUGCACUUCCAUCUAGCCGCUCUAAUUCUGCGUCAAGAUCUGCCUCUGCCUCUGGGCCGCCUUCUGAAGUAUCAUCUGCAGGCGCACUGUUGGGUAUUCAUAACGUUUAUAUUGUUUUACCACAGUUUCUGGUCAGUUUUUUAAGUAGUUUAGUGUUUGCAGCGAUUGAACCGAAGGAAGGCGACGCAAACACGGGUACAGGCGAAGGAUCCGAUCAGCCAGGCGAUCCUGAGACCAUUGGCGUUAUGCUUCGUAUUGGAGGUAUCAUGGCUGGCAUUGCAGCACUUUUGAGUUUAAAACUGUGGAAACAGCCACGAACUGUAGCACCCUUGAACCACUUGUAGGAAAAAAGAAGCCCCUAGUUUGAAGUAUGACCUUGUCCGUUGUAAAUAGAUAAAGUUGACAAGAUAAAAGAACGACAUUUGACAUUUUAUGCAGAUAAAAAAAAAAACUUUCAAUCCUCC
Lobosporangium transversale is the source of this 2731-nucleotide messenger RNA. RefSeq lists its product as hypothetical. The transcript has 7 exons. Gene Ontology annotation, biological process: transmembrane transport. The record is from RefSeq and is a predicted model, not a curated record. NCBI's taxonomy places the organism in Eukaryota, Fungi, Mortierellomycota, Mortierellomycetes, Mortierellales, Mortierellaceae. Gene Ontology annotation, cellular component: membrane. Bases 224 to 2611 code for a protein of 795 amino acids. Gene Ontology annotation, molecular function: sucrose:proton symporter activity.